CUUUCUCUCACACCUGCAUUAAUUCUUGACUGCUUCUUACAAUCUCUUCACAUUUCCAUUUUCAGCGUGUGACAAAGAUGACCAACUGAAUUCUUUAUUUUCAUCUAUUCUAUUCUUCCCCUUUGAAUGUUCUUUCUAUUCAGCCCUUCAAAUUUGGAGACCUGACUGGUUUUUCUUCCCUCUCCUAAUCAAACAAACAAUCAAUAUAUGUAUUAUAACUUACUAUUUAUCAAUUAAAAUUCCCAACCUAAAUUGCAGCUGGAACAAUCCUCUAUCAUUCAUUCAGAUUCCUAUUCUAAUUCCUAUUCAUAUUCCACUUCCUCGCUUUAAUCAAUCAUCAUCAUCAUCAUCUUCUUCUUCUUCUUCUUCUUCUGUUUCGCUUGUUUUGGCAGCAAUUUCUGGACUCUAAUCACCCACCAAUUAUGAUGAUGUUUGCCAUCAUCAAUUUCAUUGGUGUUCCCUUCUUCUCCAUCAUAUUCUUGAUCAUAGCUCUGAAAUUCUUGGCCAAAACAAGCUUAUUCCAUUGCCUCAAGAAGCUAUGGCGUGCAGUCGAAGACAAAUGCUAUGUUCACCAGGUCUACAGGGUCCCCAAAUUCAACCACAACAUGCAGGAGAAUCAGCUCUACCGAAAGGUUUUCUCCUACCUCAAUUCCCUGCCGUCCCUCGAAGAUUCUGAUUUCGCCAAUCUCUGCUCCGGCUCCAAGUCCACUGAAAUCAAUCUCACUUUGGAUGAGAAUCAGGCAAUCACCGAUAAAUUCCUCGGCGCCGCCGUCAGCUGGAAAGUGGACGGCGGCGAAAAGUCGCUUGUUCUGAAGAUCAGGAAGAACCAGAAACGGAGGAUUUUGGUGCCUUACUUGCAGCAUAUCCAUCAAACUUACGAGGAGUUGGAGCAGAAGAGGAAAGAGGUUAGGCUGUUCGUCAACGUGGAGAACCAAGUCGAGAAAAAUGGAAGGUGGAGGUCGACGCCGUUCACGCAUCCAGCAACGAUGGAGACCGUCGUCAUGGACGCCGAUCUGAAAUCGAAAAUCAAAUCCGAUUUGGAGAAUUUCUCCAAGUCGAGGCAGUACUACCACCGAUUAGGUCGCGUAUGGAAGAGAAGCUACUUGCUAUACGGUCCCCCAGGCACCGGCAAAUCAACCUUCAUAUCUGCCAUGGCGAAGCUUCUCGGCUACGACAUCUACGAAAUCAACCUGCACAAAGUGCAGAGCGACGCCGACCUCAAGUACCUCCUCCUCCAAACCACAACCAAAUCGGUGCUAGUAAUCGAGGAUCUAGACCGUUACCUGGACGCAAAAUCCACAACAACGGCAGUGAGCACGUCAGGAAUCCUCAACUUUAUGGACGGAAUCUUCUCCUGCUGCGGAGAAGAGCGGGUGAUGGUAUUCACCAUGAACAGCAAAGAAAACGUGUGCGCGUCGGUGCUCCGGCCGGGGAGAAUCGACGUCCACAUCAACUUCCCACUCUGCGAUUUCAGCGCCUUCAAAACCCUCGCCGGCAGCCAUCUCGGCGUGAAGGAGCACAAACUGUUCCCCCAAGUGGAAGAAAUGUUCCAAACCGGGGCGACCCUAAGCCCCGCCGAGAUUUGCGAGAUAAUGAUAUCGAAUCGGGCCUCCCCGACCCGCGCCUUGAAAACGGUAAUCACCGCGAUGCAGGGUAACCUCGCCUCCCGGGUGGGUCGGAGGCUGCUAAGUGGAUCCGGGUCGGGUCGAGGCUCAGGCGAUGAGGAGCCGCCGGAGGAACCGCACGCCGGCACCGGCAAUGGAAUUCAUCCCAUGAAAGAGAUAAAGAAUCUGUACGGACUGUUCAGGGCAAGGAGCGGGAGGAAGGCAUCAAUGGACAAAUUCGACGUCGUCGUCGUCGACCCCAGCGAGAAAGAGAAUAGUAGUAAUCAUAAUAAUAGUAAUUCAGCCUCAAACCAUUGAUAGUUAUGAUUAAACUUGCCCAAACUGUUCAAAUCAUCCGUUACGAUUUGUCAAAAUAUCAAAUUAAAAUAGAAUUUGAAUGACUUAUGAUUUAACGAUUUUGAUUACGAUUUAGCCGGUUUAUA
Molecule: messenger RNA, 2047 nt
Organism: Andrographis paniculata
Lineage: Eukaryota; Viridiplantae; Streptophyta; Magnoliopsida; Lamiales; Acanthaceae
Product: AAA-ATPase At2g46620-like
Exons: 1
Coding region: 423-1922 (499 amino acids)
Molecular function (GO): ATP hydrolysis activity; ATP binding
Source: RefSeq, a predicted model, not a curated record